This is a messenger RNA of Alternaria conjuncta, 642 nucleotides long. RefSeq lists its product as uncharacterized. NCBI's taxonomy places the organism in Eukaryota, Fungi, Ascomycota, Dothideomycetes, Pleosporales, Pleosporaceae. The transcript has 3 exons. The record is from RefSeq and is a predicted model, not a curated record. The coding region runs from base 1 to 642 and encodes 213 amino acids.
AUGGCGCAACGACCGGUAUUUUGGCAGAAGCGCGUUCUCGUGCCCUUCUGGGUGGUGCGAAUAUGUAUCAUGCUCUUGAUCAUUGGAGCAGUAGGCAUUUCGCUGAGCAAUGUGAAAGAAUUGGAAGACGUUAUCCAACCCUCAGUCUCAUUGCUCAUUGUCAUUAUACUCUUCAGCUGUAUAGUGCUCCUCAUCGACAUUCUCGCCAUCCUGCUCUUCCUUCGCGAUGCGCUGAAACCCGGCACUUUCCUCACCAUGAACUCGUUCCAGACUGCGUUCUGGGGCGUCGCCUUGAUCAUGGAGUUUGCGGAUAUUGGCAAGGGCGGUAGCCACGUCGGGCUUGGAUUCGGCGUCUUUGUAUUCCUCAGCUACUUCGGUCUCUUCAUCUACUCGGUCAUCGGUUAUCGUCGCGCGAAGGCAGAGGCCAAACGAGGCCAGUACGCACCGGCGCACAACCCAUUCGGGGGUUCCGUACCUGCUCAGGAAUCAUCUCCGUAUAACAGCGCACCCGAAUACCAAAAUACCGCAUACCACUCGCAGACGCAACCUGCUGAGAUGAACAACCAGUAUCUUCCGCCAUACCAGAGCGGUGCUGCGACCGACUACUACCAGCAGCCGGUGAAGCCUGCUCAUAUCGUAUGA